This is a messenger RNA of Brugia malayi, 2901 nucleotides long. RefSeq lists its product as uncharacterized. The record is from RefSeq and is a predicted model, not a curated record. Gene Ontology annotation, cellular component: cytosolic [4Fe-4S] assembly targeting complex. Lineage: Eukaryota; Metazoa; Nematoda; Chromadorea; Rhabditida; Onchocercidae. Gene Ontology annotation, biological process: iron-sulfur cluster assembly. The coding region runs from base 1 to 2901 and encodes 966 amino acids. The transcript has 23 exons.
AUGAAUGAGGACAAAGAAACGAUAGCAGAAGUUGAUGAUGACUUAUGUUUUGUUAAUCAGUGGGUAGAUAAAUUAUCUCAUGGGAAAUCUUUCACUUUACGCGUAUUUGUCGAAUCAUUUCAAUCUGAAAUGAAAUCUAACAAUCGUGAAAAACGAGAAAAUGGAUUAAAACGAAUUUGUUUAGUGAUAAGUAAACUUCCACAAAAUUAUCCAUGGGAGUUACCUCAUGUGGAAUUACUCAUGAAUUUCUUCCUAAUGAAUUAUAGUAUUUUUGAUACUCCGAACUUUUUUAUACUAACAGUUCUGAAGAAACUGCUAAUGAUUAAUUUACGUGUGAAAAGUAGUAGCAUUGAUUCUCUUGUUGACACUUUAUUUCGUCAAGGGCAAGUGCAAACUUGUGCCCAGAGGGAGCGAUUCGUAUUUUAUCAAAUUUUAGAUCUAUUACUUAACAAAUACUCUAAAGAACUCUCGACGAAUACAUACUUUAUUUCCUACUUUAUGUCGUCUAUAUCCGGAGAACGAGAUCCUCGAUGUCUCAUUCUUGUUUUUCGUCUUUUUUGCACUUUCUUCAAACAUUUUAAUUCUGGAGAUUUUCAAAGAAAUUUGCUUGAUCUUUAUGCGAGUGACUUGUUUGAUAUCAUCGCUUGCUAUUAUCCUAUUGAAUUUAAUCAUAAUUCAAGGGAGCGAACAGAAAUUACCAGGGAAUUGUUGGUUAGUGGAUGUGAAAGUUGUUUACUUGCCGAUGAAGAAUUUGCACCCUUUGUUUUUGAAUUGAUUAUUGAAAAACUUCUAGAUAGUGAAUAUUCGACGGAUACAAAAUUGGAAAUUUGCUCAUUUUUGGCCAAGGCAUGUGCAUUUUUUCCUUGUUAUCAGCUCAUUGAUCACAUUGGUCAAUUGUGUGCAGGUAUUAGAUCAGUUCUAUUCAAUUUCCCAAAUGAUACACGUGAUGAUUAUAUGCCAGAAUCAAUCACUGCUGCUGUUUCUUCAAUAAUAAAAGCUUUCGAUAGAAGCAAUAUUAAGGAUAAAAGACAACACAUUGAAAGUAUAUGUCAUGAAUUUAUUGAAAAGGGUGAAAUGUUUGUGCUACAAACUGAAUUAGGUCUAACAGGUCGGCUUUUAGCAUUUUUUGAGAUUUUACUAAGAUCUAGCGAAUUAUGUUCCACCGUUAUUUUCGAGAGCGUUUUCUCAUGGCUGCUGUCAUUAUGCAAAGGUGAUACGGCAAGUUCUAGUGCUAAUAAAUAUGAAAUUGUUAAUAGCGGUUUGAGGUUUUUGUGUCACUGGAUUGAUGUAGCUGAUGAUUCUAAGCAAGUUGCACUCCUUCGGAAGUACCAUAGUUCAUUUAUUGAAAUGCUUGACAAAUAUGAUCGUGAGAUCGCUCAGCUUGCACGUUAUAAAUUACUGGAGGUUUGUAUUAAGUUGGAUGUGCAUACGAAUGGAUUGUUGGAGAAGUGCAAAGUUUUCCUGCGAAAAAGUUUUGAUACUAUUUGCAGUGAGAAUAAGGAAUUAAGGAAUAGCUGUCUGAUGUUUGUCUAUGCUUUUGCAUCAUCUAAAUGGACCAUCCUAAAAGAUUUGUUUGUAAACGAAAUUGGCAAUAAUAAAGAAAUAUUUCCUCUAACACCAUUGCUUUGGUCUAUUAUUCAUGACAUAGAUAGUCUUCAUUUUGCUGUAUCUUAUCUUGGAACAUUGUUUCCGACAACAUCAGCUUGCUCAAAUGAUCUUCAAGAAAUUUUCAUUGAAAUAUUCAACAAAAACAGAUCAGGAAGCAUCACAUUACACGAAACAUUAUUGAGUCAAACUUUAAAUUGCUUCUUUGUAAGGCUUGAACUUCAUAUGGGAUCAGAAAAAGAUGUAGAAGCAGAAUCGAAAUUAUUGCAACAAAUUGGACUAAUAAUUAGUAAUGGAACACAUCUGGAUGGCCUUUGUUUGAUUCGGGAAAAGUUGAAAUAUUGUCCAAGUUUAUUACCAGGCUUAUAUCUAUACAUUAUCCAAUCUCCGUAUAACGAUGAACUUCUGAAGCUAUUAACGCAAUUGGAUUCUGUAGAUGGUAAUCUAAUUUGGUAUAAAACAUUGAUUAUGGCUGCAUUGGUUAACAAAUCUCCAAAUUAUAUCGAAACGCUUAAGCAUAUGGAGAAAAUAGCGCAAAGUUUUGAUUUUUUGGAUAGUUUCAAAUGUAGGACUCGGUUAUGUGUCGCGCUUCUUUUGACUGAUCGUCCUGAAGGAUCUACAUAUUUUACCGCACUUCUACGUGAUCUCGUUCAAUACUUUGAUUCCGAAAAUAUCACUGUGUUAAAAGAAACUUUAGUAGAUAUGUUAACUUUUAAUACUUGCUACUCCGAUCCGAUAAAAUGCAAGUAUCAAACAACAUUUUUGUGGCAACAACGACUCUUUUGUCAGUUGAUUCCUAUCUAUGUUCAAUAUUUCAAUGAUUUAAGCAAAGAAUCUCAAAAUAAACGGAUUGUUUUGUAUCCUUUAUUAGCACCGCUUUUUGCGCUUGCUGCAUCAUCAACAGCUAUCAUGAAUGAUAAAUAUGUGGAGUUAUUGCCCAUACUUUGUGCUGCUUUGGAUACAUCAGGAUUGGAUUUGUGCGCAGAAGGACAGAUUAUUACAGGUUUAGCAGCAUUAUUGAAAAAUGCAACAGCUGAACAAUUGGGUCAUGAUUUCUUGUUGAAAGUGCUACCACGAUUGCAACAUUAUCUUGAGCAUAACACGAAUAUGAUGGUUCAGUUGGCAACACUUGAAUGUUUAAAGUUAAUAGCACAAAAAUGGUCUUCUGAAGCAUUACUUCCAUUUUAUGGUCCUAUUGUUCGUAGUUUAAUCAAAAUUUCCGGAUCUCAGAAGCGGAUUGUUCGAACAGCAGUUGCAAAUGUCCGAAAUUUAUGGGAAUUGCUACCAACGAAGUAG